Messenger RNA from Vicugna pacos (alpaca), 876 nucleotides. Lineage: Eukaryota; Metazoa; Chordata; Mammalia; Artiodactyla; Camelidae. The record is from RefSeq and is a predicted model, not a curated record.
UGGGACUUACAGUCUUCAGAUGCAGAGAAUUCUGUUUUUGAGUCACUUAUCACCUACAUUGUCACUGUCACAGGGAAUCUGCUCAUUGUGGUUACUAGCAUCUGCAGCCCAACUUUGGACACUCCCAUGUAUUUCUUCCCGACUUUCUUGUCAUUGAUAGCUGCUUGCUUUUUCUCUUCCAUAAUCCCUAAAAUGUUAGCUGAUUUGUUCUCUGAUUCAAAAGCUGUCUCCUUCAGUGGCUGCAUGACACAGCUCUGUACUGAACAUUUCUUGGGAGCUUCAGAGAUUGUCCUCCUUGUGGUCAUGACCUAUGACUGCUACAUGGCCAACUGUAGACCUCUGCACCAUGUGACCAUCAUGAAUCACUGCAUAUGCNNGCUCCUGGUGGUCGUGACCUGGAUUGGGGGCAUCGUGCAUGCUACUCUGCAGAUUCUUUUCACGGUCGACUUGACCUUCUGUGGUCCCAAUGUCAUUGACCACUUCAUGUGUGAUUUCUUCUCACUUUUGACACUUUCCUGCAGCGACACCUACAGACUUGGAGUGGUGGUAGCAGUGAACAGUGGGGGCAUAUGCUUACUCAUUUUAUUCAUGCUACUCAUCUCCUACAUAGUCAUCCUGUGCUCCCUGAAAUCCCGUGGCUCUGAAGGACGGCACAAAGCCCUCUCUACAUGUGGCUCCCACUUUACAGUAGUGGUGCUCUAUUUUGUGCCUUGUAUUUUCAUCUACACGCGUCCUGUGGCCACGUAUCCUGCAGACAAGUUGGUGAGUGUGUUCUACUCAGUCCUCACUCCCAUGUUGAAUCCUAUCAUUUACACAGUGAGAAACACAGAGGUGAAAAACGCCAUGAGGAAUUUGUUGAGGAGGAGAGUAACUUAG